Messenger RNA from Stegodyphus dumicola, 2151 nucleotides. It is a transcript of the gene Cand1, whose product is annotated as Cullin-associated and neddylation-dissociated 1. Lineage: Eukaryota; Metazoa; Arthropoda; Arachnida; Araneae; Eresidae. The record is from RefSeq and is a predicted model, not a curated record. Gene Ontology annotation, biological process: SCF complex assembly.
UAUGGCAGCAUCGUAGGAACCGCAUGAAAGAGAGAAGAUUUCUGUGUUUGUCGAUUAUAAUUCUUUUCUGAUUGUUUAUUUUUAAAUACAAACAUGGCUAGUGUAUCUUAUCAUAUCGCGAAUUUACUUGAAAAGAUGACAUCAAGUGAUAAAGAUUUUCGAUUUAUGGCUACAAAUGACCUCAUGGUUGAGUUGCAGAAAGAUUCUAUAAAGCUUGAUGAUGACAGUGAGCGCAAGGUUGUGAAAAUGCUUUUAAAAUUAUUAGAAGAUAAAAAUGGUGAAGUUCAGAAUUUAGCUGUGAAAUGUCUUGGGCCAUUAGUAAACAAAGUAAAAGAAUAUCAAGUAGAAACAAUUGUGGAUACAUUAUGUAAUAAUAUGGUAUCUGAAAAGGAACAGCUUAGAGAUAUAUCUAGUAUAGGCUUAAAAACAGUUAUUAGUGAAUUACCUCCAACUUCGACUCAGUUAGUCUCAAGCAUAUGUAAGAAAAUCACUGGAAGAUUAAGUAAUGCUAUUUCAAAGCAAGAAGAUGUUUCAGUACAACUUGAAGCUUUAGACAUUCUUAGUGACUUACUAAGUAGAUUUGGAGGGUUAUUGAUAAGUUUUCACCUGUCAAUUCAAGAAGCACUUUUGCCUCAAUUAGCAAGUCCAAGACUAGCUGUACGGAAAAGAUCCAUAACUGCUAUUGGUUACCUUGUGAUGAGUUGCAGUCAAAAUCUUUUUAAUAAACUGAUUGAUGUUCUUCUGGAAGAACUGAGUCAGAACAACAAUACUUCAACCACAAGGACUCAUAUUCAAGCAAUAGCAGCCAUAAGCCGACAAGCAGGACAUCGUUUUGGUGAACAUUUAGAAAGAGUGAUGCCCAUUGUUGUUCAAUAUUGUGCUGUUGAUGAUGAUGAAUUACGAGAAUAUUGUCUGCAUGCUUUUGAAUCAUUUGUCCGCCGUUGUCCCAAAGAAAUAUCUCCUCAUGUCUCCACAAUAGUGAAAAUAUGCCUUAAAUAUCUUUGUUAUGAUCCAAAUUACAAUUAUGAUGAUGAUGAUGUAACUGAUAGUAUGGAAAUGGAAAGAUGUGAUGAUGAAGAUGGGGAAAGUGAAGAUGAGUACAGUGAUGAUGAUGAUAUGAGUUGGAAAGUUCGGAGAGCCUCAGCAAAAUGCCUGGAAGCAGUCAUUUCCACACGACAUGAAAUGCUGCUGGAGUUUUACAAAGUCAUUUCUCCUGUUUUAAUUUCCCGAUUUAAAGAACGGGAAGAAAAUGUAAAAGUUGACAUCUUCCAUGCCUAUACAGCACUUUUAAGACAGACACGCCCUUCAGUCACAGCUGGUGUACUUGAUGCUGAUUCUAUGGAUCAUGAAGAAGGGCCUGUUAGCUUGCUAAAACAACAGACAUCUAAUAUAAUUCGUGCUCUUCACCGUCAGCUGAAAGAAAAAAGCAUAAAAACACGCCAAGGAUGUUUCUUUGUGUUGACAGAACUUGUAACUGUUCUUCCAGGUGCACUUUCAGAGCAUAUGCCAGCUCUUAUUCCAGGAAUACAGUUUUCUUUAGGGGAUAAAAACUCAAGUUCAAACAUGAAAAUUGACACAUUAACAUUUUUGAAUUGUUUACUUACUCACCAUCCACCUGAAGUUUUCCAUCCUCAUAUUGAAGCUCUUGUACCAUCUAUUGUUCAUGCUGUUGGUGAUGUUUUCUAUAAAAUCACAUCAGAAGCACUUCUUGUUUUGCAACAACUUGUGAAAGUUAUUAGACCUCUUGAUCAGCCUUCAGUAUUUGAUUUUGCUCCUUUUGUUCCUCAUCUUUAUGAAUGCACAUUAGUGCGACUGAGAGCAGCUGAUAUUGAUCAAGAAGUUAAGGAGAGAGCAAUAGCAUGCAUGGGUCAGAUAAUUUGCAAUCUUGGUGAUCAUCUAACAGCAGAGCUUCAAGUUUGCCUUCCUAUUUUCUUAGACCGUUUGAGGAACGAAAUCACUCGACUAACAACUGUAAAAGCUCUGACUAAAGUUGCUGGUUCUCCUCUUAGAAUAAAUCUGAAGCCAAUUUUGGCAGAAUCAAUGCCUAUUUUGGCAUCUUUCCUUCGUAAAAAUCACAGAGCUUUGAAACUAAGUACUCUUACACUUUUGGACACACUUGUUAAAAAUUAUAGUAAGUAUUUUAAUUAUUAA